Molecule: messenger RNA, 968 nt
Organism: Galleria mellonella (greater wax moth)
Lineage: Eukaryota; Metazoa; Arthropoda; Insecta; Lepidoptera; Pyralidae
Product: brachyurin-like
Exons: 5
Coding region: 22-912 (296 amino acids)
Biological process (GO): proteolysis
Molecular function (GO): serine-type endopeptidase activity
Source: RefSeq, a predicted model, not a curated record
AGUUCUAAUUACGUUGUUAAAAUGAAGUUGAUUCUAAUAACACUCUUGGCGUUUAUUGCCCUUAGCAACGCCAAAAACAUUGGACUAUCAGUUCCCAACAACUAUACUGUCUAUGGAUAUCUCACGAAAUAUGGAAUACCAGAAGCCGAGAGGAUUCGUAAAGCUGAAGAAGAAUACCUGAAGAAUCCUUCUAGAAUAGUCGGUGGUGUACCCGCUGGCGUUGGACAAUUCCCAUACCAGGCUGGUCUCAUCAGCGACAUCAUUGGCAUAUCGGGCAGAGGAGUCUGCGGUGGUACCCUCAUUUCUGACAAUCGAGUACUGACUGCAGCUCAUUGCUGGUUUGACGGCAUCAACCAAGCUUGGAGGUUCACUGUAAUACUUGGCUCCGUUUUGCUGUUCAGUGGCGGUACCAGAAUUGAGACCAGUUCCGUUGUCAACCAUCCCUCCUACACCCCUCAGCUGGUUCGAAAUGAUAUCUCUGUCAUUUACCUACCUUCGAACGUCGCAAUAUCAUCGACUAUCAGUCCUGCCUCCUUGCCUACGGGGUCGGAACUCGGGGAAAACUUCGCAGGCUCCUCAGCUAUUGCAUCUGGCUUUGGUUUGACUAGUGACGGUGGUGGCAUCAGCAAUGACCAGUUCCUGAGCUUUGUCAGCUUAAACGUGAUAACAAACACCGUGUGUUCGUAUGCAUUCCCUAUAAUCGUCCAACCCAGCAACAUUUGCACUAGCGGGGUCGGAGGCGUUGGCACAUGCAAUGGAGACUCUGGCGGUCCACUGGUUCUUGUUAGGAAUAAUAGAAAUAUUUUGAUUGGUGUAACUUCCUUCGGAUCCGCUUUUGGUUGCCAAGCCAACCUCCCAGCCGCCUACGCUCGAGUUACGUCCUUCAUCGAUUUUAUUAACCAACACAUCUGAACUACAUCUAAUAUUAAUAUAUAUAAUGUAAAUAAAAGAAUAUAAAUUAUUAUUAA